Messenger RNA from Cyprinodon tularosa, 1402 nucleotides. RefSeq lists its product as uncharacterized. NCBI's taxonomy places the organism in Eukaryota, Metazoa, Chordata, Actinopteri, Cyprinodontiformes, Cyprinodontidae. The record is from RefSeq and is a predicted model, not a curated record. Bases 233 to 1402 code for a protein of 389 amino acids. The transcript is spliced from 6 exons. Gene Ontology annotation, molecular function: GTP binding.
GGCUUUUUGAAACCAACCAAGAAGGUAUAAAAUCUGUGAAGACAGACGCCUCCAGGUCUCUGAUACAGAACACCCUCCUUCAGCCAAUAACUACUGAAGUGUCAGGGAUUGGUUAUUGAACAUUUAAAGAGAGACAUUGGCUUCAGCAGCGUCAAUCAAACUGAUUGAAGAGUCCCAACACUCAGUCUCCUCCCUCGACAGCACACAGAACAACUGAUCUUCCAUCCUCACCAUGUGGAGAUUACUCAGCUUUUUCACAGGAGAAAAAGAGAACGGCACAACCAAAUACAAGGACAUAAUUUCUAAGAGUAUACUGAAACAUCCAGGACCUCCUGCUGUCUACCAGGUGAAACCAAAGAAAGAAAUUAUUGGAACGCUGACCAGACUGACUGUUGGUGAAAGAAAUUUAAACAAGACAAACAGAACCAUCCUACUGGUUGGUGAAACAGGAUCAGGAAAAUCUGCCCUAGUUGACACUUUGGUAAACUACACCAUGGGAGUGAAGAUGGAGGAUGAAGUUUGGUUUCAGAUUGUAGAAGAAGAAGAGAAAGAAAGUCAGGCAGAAAGUCAGACCUCGGACGUAAUUGUUUAUGACAUAGUUGGUCAAUCUCUUCCGUUCUCUCUGACCAUCAUCGAUACUCCUGGAUUUGGAGACAGCGGAGGCUUGGAAAGAGAUGACUCUGUCAGCCGAAGAUUGUUGGCCUUGUUCAGAUCAGAAGAUGGAGUUCAUGAGAUCAAUGCAGUGGGUCUGGUGAUGAAGGCCACUGAUAACAGACUGAGUGACCGAUUGAUGUACGUCUUAAAUUCAGUGACGUCUCUGUUUGGAAAAGACCUGGAGGAAAACAUAGUAGCUCUCAUCACUCACUCUGAUGGAAGAAAACCUAAAAAUGCUCUUCAGGCUCUGGAAGCAGCAAAUAUUAAAUCUUCUAAAGAUGAUUUUAUUUACUUUUUGUUUGAUAACUGUCAGCAUGAAGACAGAACAAAUGACACCGAAUUUCUCAAAUAUUCUUAUCAAACAUUAAUAAAAGAAACAAAAAACGUCAUGAUUUAUCUCCAAAAAACCAAACCUCAGCCUCUGAAAACAACUGUGGAGGUUCUGAAAGAACGGAUCAGACUGACAGCCUGUAUCCAGAACCUGCACCAAAUAAUCAAGCUGGCUGAACUGAAGCAGAGAGAAAUCAAACAGAUUGAAGCAGAGCAUAUUAAACAUGAAGAAGAGAUGAAAGAGAAUGAGAACUUUACUAUAGAAGUUGAUGAGGUCUACAAAGAAAAAGAACCAAUCCAUGGAGGAAUGUGGUUGUUGGUGUUUUAUGAAGGAGCCGUCACCUGUUCUGUCUGUGAGGAGAACUGUCACUAUCCAGGAUGCACAAUAGCUGGUACCCAGAACAAUGUGAGGUCAUGA